AUGAAGUUCCUCGCUGCCGUCACUGUCGCGCUCUCGGCUACCGCCGGUGCCAUGGCGCAGAGCUCAGGCAACGCUACUGCGUUUGCCGAAGGCCUGCUGAGCGCUCUGCGCGCCAACAACCUCUCGCGUCUCGCGGAUGCGGUGGGCAACAACUCACAGCAGCUGCUCGGCGCGCUUCAGGGUGGGAACAAGACAGUUCUUGCUCCCUCCAACCAGGCGUUCCAGGCGCUGGGUAACAAUGUUGACACGAACGAUCUCAUCGCUACGCUUGCUUACCACGUGAUCAACGGUUCGAUCAGCACCAACCAGCUGGGCACGAACAACAAGACGAUCGCUGCCUCGGCGCUCAACUCUUCCGAGUACGUUACGCUGCCGCGCAACCGCAGUCAGGUGGUGGUGCUAUCCAAGCACGCCAACAACAACACAGCGUACGUGCAGCUGCCCACCGGCAACGUUUCGUUCGCUCUGACGCAGGACGGACCUCAGUACCAGAACAUCCGCGUACAGCCGAUUGACCAGGUGCUGCGCAUUCCCGAAGACAUCACGGACGUGGCUGCAUCGCUGGGUGCUACGCAGCUGGACGAGUUGUUGGACACGGCUGAUCUGGGUGAUGUGCUGGACCGUUCGUUUGUGACCGUGUUUGCUCCCAACAACCAGGCGAUUCAGCAGGUGCAACAGACCGUGCAGAGCGCUACGCCCGAACAGCGCGCUGCUGUGCUGCUCAACCACGUGAUCAACGGCACGGUUGUCUACUCGACUUCGCUCGCCAACACGCCCAGCGCCAUCAGCGCUGCUGGUAACGAGUUGCAGUUUGUCGCAAACUCCACCGGCGCUUUUGUCACGAGCGGAAACAUCACGGCUAGGAUCAUCGCCAGCGACUUUGUCGCCAAGAACGGUGUUGUCCACAUCAUCGACCGGGUGCUUCUCAACACCACCCAGAACACCCAGGCUGCCGCUUCUGCUUUCAACUCGGCUACUGCGGCCGCUGCUACCCAGACUGCUGCUCCCGGCGUUGGCGGUGGAAGCGGUUCUGGCUCUGGUUCCGGCUCCGGCUCCGGCUCGGGCGGAAGCGGUAACACUGCUAACGCUCUCAAGGUCAGCACCGGUGCUGCCGCCAUCGCUGCGCUCCUCGGAUCCGGCUUCUGGCUUCUCGCUUAA
Molecule: messenger RNA, 1158 nt
Organism: Mycosarcoma maydis (corn smut)
Lineage: Eukaryota; Fungi; Basidiomycota; Ustilaginomycetes; Ustilaginales
Exons: 2
Coding region: 1-1158 (385 amino acids)
Biological process (GO): macroautophagy
Cellular component (GO): fungal-type vacuole membrane
Source: RefSeq, a predicted model, not a curated record